Molecule: messenger RNA, 560 nt
Organism: Melampsora larici-populina 98AG31
Lineage: Eukaryota; Fungi; Basidiomycota; Pucciniomycetes; Pucciniales; Melampsoraceae
Exons: 3
Coding region: 1-435 (144 amino acids)
Source: RefSeq, a predicted model, not a curated record
AUGACCUUCUUCACAUUCGGAAAGUCCCUGCGACCGUCUAUUCAUUCAAUCUCGCUUGGCCUACAACAACGAUAUCUCUCCGAUUCGGCACGUACGAAGAUUGCCUCAGCUAUCGCCGCUCGACCUGUAGUCGUUUUCAUGAAAGGAACUCCUUCGUUUCCUCAAUGUGGAUUCUCUCGAGCUGUUGUCCAACUACUCGACCUACACUCUGUCUCUCCCGCAAAACUUCAGACUUACAAUUGUUUAGAGGAUCAGGAACUUCGUGAAGGCAUCAAAGAAUUCAGUGAUUGGCCUACCAUCCCACAGGUAUAUGUAGAUGGAGAAUUCAUGGGAGGAUGUGACACGAUGAUGGAAAUGCACAAGUCUGGCGAACUUGAACGGUUGGUGGUGGACAAAAAGUUGGCCGAGCCCCAAUCAUCACCGUCAGCCGCUUAACAAAAUGAUCAAAACAUCUCAAUCAUCAUUAGUCAAGUUUCCAGCCAUGAGAUAAGUCAACAUCAAGUAAGAAUCAGAUAGCCCUUAAAUAUGUGCAAAAAUUACUCUAUAGCUUCUUUGCGCCU